CGCAUCCCCACCACCGUGCCACCCAAUCAACCUACCUAGCCCCAGCCGGAGAUAGCUAGCAUGGCGAACUGAGAAGCCUGCGGUUUUGAUAAUUCAUCUUGUUUUUUUUUCCUUGUUGGCGUUGCUGUUGUUGGAAUUUUGUUUCUGUUGUCUUCUUGAUUCCUCCUUUUUUUUCGCAGUCGACAAAUCAAAAAGAAUACGUGUCCAAAGAGCCCCCAAAGACGAUCCGACCCUACCAACACGUGUGCGCGCGCGCUCGCACGCACACACGCCCAACCCCUCAGCAGGACUCUACGAGAAGCCAAAGCCGUCCGUCCGUCCGCCCCCGGCCGGCGCCGUCCUCGUCUCCUUGCCCGACCGAGCCGCGCAUGAGCUCCGGGAGCCUCGGCUUGAUAUACCGACCCACAUAACCUACCCUCCCUACCUACCCUAGGUACCUUAUCCGUCCGUCCCGGGCAAGAGGGGUGUGGGUGGCAAAGACACAACAUCAGCCCGACAAAGCCAGAUAUCGCCCACCCACCCACUCACCCACCCAACCAACCAACCAACCAACCCCUCCGCGACCAUGGCGAACGAGCAGAUAAACGUGCCGUCCCUGAUCCUGGUCCUGGUCUUCUCGGGCCUGGUGCUGCGGUACUUCUUCUCGUCGCCGGGCGGCGGCGGCGAGGGCGGCAGCGGCGGCAGCCAGUCCGGGUCGGCGGCCACGACGGGCGCCGGCGCCAGGAGAGGAGGCGGCAACAACGGCCCCGUCUCGCGCGAGCGGGAGGCGGCCGUCGAGAGGAUACAGCAGAUGUUCCCGCAGGUCGACCGGCGCACCGUGCUAUGGGACCUGCAGCGCAACGGCGGCAACCUGACCGCCACGACGGACCGCAUCCUGGCCGGGAGGCUGGAGACGCCGCCCGUUUCCUUCCAGCCGCCCCCUUCCCCCACGCCGCCGCCCUCAGCCCCUGCGGCUCCCUCCGCCGCGGCCGGCGCGCAGCCGGACCUAAUUACGAGAUACAACCUCCACGACAAGGUCGCGACGUCCUCCUCACCCGCCGAGGACGCCGCCGGCAGCGGCAGCGGCGGCAAGGGCGGCAAGGCGUGGAGCUCGAGCCGCGACGAGCGGCAGGCGCUACUGCAGAAGAGGAGAGACGACAUGAUCCUCGCGGCCAGGAGGAAGAUGGAGGCCAAGCUAGCUGCCGAGAAGGCUGCCGGCGGCUCCGCAUGAAAGAGCGAAAGAGAGAGAGAGAGAGAGAGAGAGAGAGAGAGAGAGAGAGAGAGAGAGAGAGAGAGAGAGAGAGAGAGAGAGA
Molecule: messenger RNA, 1292 nt
Organism: Gaeumannomyces tritici R3-111a-1
Lineage: Eukaryota; Fungi; Ascomycota; Sordariomycetes; Magnaporthales; Magnaporthaceae
Exons: 2
Coding region: 566-1210 (214 amino acids)
Molecular function (GO): ubiquitin binding
Source: RefSeq, a predicted model, not a curated record